GGUGCUGUUUCAGGGUGGGACUCGGAUCCGGUAGCCGGGGUUUGACAAGGGGUCGCACUGUUCGCGGCUUGAUGCAAUCACACAAGAGGAAAGUAGAAAGGCUUAUGUGGCUUGAGGAAAACCAUCAUGCAACAGUUACCACCGGAUACCAUUCGACUUCUUUCAAGCUCUCAGACAAUAACCUCUGUUGUUAAUGUAGUGAAGGAGCUUGUGGAAAACUCCUUGGAUGCUAAUGCAACAAGCAUUGAAGUCAAAUUAGAAAACAGUGGAUUUGACAGGAUAGAAGUACGAGACAAUGGUGAUGGAAUCAAAGCUGUUGACACCCCUGUCAUGGGACUCAAACACUACACAUCUAAGAUUAGUCAUCAUGAGGACUUAGAAGCCCUAGAAACAUAUGGAUUUCGUGGUGAAGCUUUGGGUUCUAUCUGUACUGUGUCUGAGGUUAUCGUCACAACUAAGACAGCUGCUGAUGAAGUGAGUACUCAGUAUACUUUGGACAAUGCUGGACACAUCAUUUCACAGAAGCCUUCUCACAUGGGCCAAGGAACAACUGUGACAGUGCUCAAACUCUUUAAGAAUAUCCCUGUAAGGAAGCAAUUUUACUUCACUGCCAAAAAAUGCAAAGAAGAGCUGAAAAAAGUUCAAGACCUCCUAAUGGCAUAUGGCAUAAUAAAACCAGACCUAAGGAUUGUUUUCACACACAAUAAGGCAGUUGUAUGGCAAAAGGCCAAGGUGUCGGAUCACAAAAUGGCCCUGUUAACAGUUCUGGGAACUGCUGUGAUGGUCAGCAUGGUACCCAUCCAACAUCAUGAGCAAGAACCUGAGAUUUUCCUCAGUGGUUUUCUGCCCAAGCCAGGUUCUAAUCCGUCUUUAACAAGUCUCACCAGCCCUGACAGAAGUUUCAUCUCUGUUAAUUCCAGACCUGUUCAUCACAAGGAAAUAUUAAAGUUGGUUCGGCACUACUACAGCUCUCAAUCACAGAAGGAUUCUUCACAUAUUCGUUACCCGGUUUUCUUCUUGAAUAUCUUGGUUCCAGCUUCAGUUGUAGAUGUUAAUUUAACACCAGAUAAAACUCAAGUAAUGCUUCAUAACAAGGAGGCCAUCUUGCUUGUGAUUGAGAAGGUGUUGAUUUCAGUUUAUGGACAACUUGCUGGAAAUGGAACUGAUAAAUCAUCCUCUGAAUGUUUGAAAGAAACUGGACUUGUUUGCAGUGGUGAGCCAAAUCAUUCUGGUGUAUUAACAGCACCAGAGAUUUCUCAAGUUGCAGAUACAUUAAAUGGUUGCUCUAAAAAGAUCUCUUUUUCUAAUGACAUUUCUGCUCUGUUGGUUGAUGAAAAGGAGAGCUUUGCCAGUGACAUUGUUCAGACUGAUUCCCAAGAAAAAUCUCUUACUUCUGAGGAUAGGCCAUCACUUUCUGUCCCAGAAUUUGAUGUGACAUUUUCACUGGAUGAUGACCUAAUUCUUUUAAAGAGUCCACCUGAUAUUAACAGUGCCAAAUGUCCAGAAAAAGCUAGUAAUCCAACCCUAGCACCUGUGACGUUAAAUGAACAGACCUCAAUUGCAAAAGAUUCUGCUGAACUCACUGCUGAUAAUUGGAGUAUGGGGCAUGGGAUGAAGGAUUCUACUGAACAGAUGUUUGAACCUGUAAAGCUCUUAGUACCUAAAGACGCUACAGGCCAAAAACAUAUAAAUUGUGAUGAAACCAAACACCAGAAACCAACCGACACUACCUCAACCAAUGAUCCAAACAAAAAAUCUUCUAAUGUAGUGAAGGAUAAGAUUGGACAGAUCACAAUAUAUGACCUGAUCAGCAAUCACACUGUUAGAAAGUCUCUGUCAGCAUCUGCCCUUUUCAUUCAAGAAACUCGACCUAAACUGUUAGCCGAGAACCCAAGGGCUAAUCUGCAAGAUGUCAGCAUGAAACUUGAAGAGAUGUGGAAAAAUCUGAAUGAGGACGAGAAGAAGAAGUAUGAAGAGAAAGCUGCAAAGGACCUAGACAGAUACAAUUUACAGCUGAAGAAAGCAAUGGAAAGAAAUCCUCAUCAAGAUGAAGAGAAACAACCAAAAUUGGCCCCAGCAGCUAAAGUUAUUAAGAAACACUACAACGCACCGCUUUCAAACCAGCAAAUUUUGGAUAAACUUUUCCAGUCUCAAAUCCAUAACAAAACUAGCUUGGAUCCACCUUGUAAGACAAUAGAUGUUCCAUUUUCUUUAAGCCAUUUAAAAAAACAGCUUGAGCGACUUUCCAAAAGCCAUGAAUCAGAUGCUGAAAGACUUCAUCUCAUUAAUUGCUUGACUUCUUACAAUGGAUGGGUAGUUGCCUCUGAAAGGAAGCUGAUGUUGCUAAAUCCUUUUCGGGUGGAGGAAGCUCUACUGUUCAGAAGACUGAUGGAGAAUCACAUUUUUCAAACUGAGACCCUUGAUGCACCAAUAGCUCUAACUAAUAGCCUGCUUGGUGGACCCGAGUACAUAGAUGGUCUCUGUAAAAUGCAAAAGAAAUGCACAACAUUGACUGGGAUAACUUAUUUUACAGAUCCCAGACUUGUAUUUAAUGGGUUUAAGAUACAGCUAAUACCAGGUGCUUCAACAGCAGAGCAUCAUUUGGAAAUUGAAGAAAUGGCCAGGUGUUUACCUUUCUAUGGUGUAUCAGAUUUACGAGAAAUUCUGAAUGCAAUUUUAAAUAAAAAUGCCCAGAGUGUAUACCAAUGCAGACCUCUAAAGGUUGUAAAUUAUUUGGAGGGAGAGGCUGUUCGUCUGGCUCGACAGUUACCUCUGCGUUUUUCAAGGCAAGACAUAGAAGAUACAAUGUUAAGGAUGCAGCAACAGCUGGGAAAAGACUGCAACAGAUGCAUUCAUGGCCGCCCAUUUUUGCAUCACUUAGCAUGUAUACCAGAAACUGAAUGAUGGGCACAAAGCACAGCAGAGCUAACUAAUGUCAAUUACUGCAAUUGAGAAUGCAGUACAGUGGUGAAGUGAUGGAAAUGUUUGAAUGUAAGCAAAAAACAUACCAUCUGGAAGCUUUUGGUGCAUAAUUUCUUCAUAAUUUUUGAAUUCAACAAAUUGUAAAAUUAGAAUACUCCUGCGUUCUAAUGUUGUUUCCUUAAAGGCAAAUUCUUUCAUUAUUUGCACUCUAUUUCUAAACUCCUCAUUAUAGCAGUUAGGACCCAAUAUAAAUACAACAUGCGUUUCUGAUAGAAUAAGAACAAUCAUUCAGGGCUCCACCCAUAGCACCUUAGCAUAUGCAGAAUAUGAUUGAAGUACUGCAGCAUUGAGGCAAUGGAAUAUGUGAUAUUAGGACACACGCUGUGCUACUUAGACAGUACAGACGUUUCAGCCUUAGUGCCAUUAUUAUUUUGCUGAAGGUGGAAAAUAAAAGUUGAAGUGCUUCUAUUACCUCACCCCUCAUUAUGCAUCAUUUCCCAAGCACCCCAUCUGUUCUUGUGUCUUCGACAGUGCAACUCAGUAAAUCAGCAGCUGGGAAAAGAACAAGUGUGUCAUGGCCAAUUUAUUUUUCUCACCCUGCUCUUUUCCCUGUGGGUUACAAGUUACCCACUGAACAAGCUGGAAUCAGAAAUUUCCAUACUGGAGACUUUUUUCACUUUAAACCUCUAUGUAACUGUAUAGACUGAGUAGAGAAAGUAUAUUGUAUCUUCAAUGCUUAGAAGUAACUUAAGAAACAAAAUUAUGCUUGUAAAAAAAAUACAGAAUUUUGCAUAAUCUCACCAACUGAGACUCCACCAUUUAUCAGAUUUAUGAAUGUGGCGUUUACAUUGUAUUCUCGUACAAAAAUUAUACGUCCGCUUUCAGCAGCACAUACUGCCCCAGAAAUCAGUCAUGUUUUCCAGAAAACAUAAAGAGCAGUUCUGUAACCAAAUUUUAUACAUCUGUUGCUGAAACAUUUUUUAUGGAUUUCACUUCAGAUAUACCAUGUAAACCUAUGUUUCCAAUUCUACACAUUGUUUCUUUUCCCCCAAAGAGAAAAGGGGGUCCAUUAGUUCCAUUACAUUUUCCUUUCUAGACAUGUGGUCCUCUCUAAAUGCUAUAUGUUAGAUUCCUCUCAAAGCUUUUUUUUGUCUUUUUAACUACCACUUCCUUGAUCGUUUGUGAGAAUGAUCUGGACAGCUAUUGUUAUCCUGGCUUUCCAAAUGAAACUUUAUUACUGAAGUCGAAACAGAAAAUGCAGGGGAGUUUCAGCAGUUGAUGAUCUUUCAUCAUAUGUUCUGAUGACAGGUCAUCAACCCGAAAAAUUAACUCUGUUUCUCUCUCCUCACAGGUGCUGCUAAGUGUUCGCAAAAUUCUGUUUCGAUUUUAGAUUUCAAGCAUCUGUAGUAUUUUGCUUUUGUAGCAGUUGUUACUUCAAAUUGGACUUAUUCCUAUCUUUUUAAAUAUGAUUACAAUGCUACCCUUCAUUCUAGUCUUCAUUUUGCUAAAAUUGUAUUUUUAUGGUUCUAAUUGUUAUAUUGGACUGACAGGUUAUUUUGGCCAAUACACUUCCAAUUUUUCCACAUGGCCUGUUCAUAUUCUUAACAUUAUUAAAUUGAUUGUACUUA
Carcharodon carcharias (great white shark) is the source of this 4550-nucleotide messenger RNA. RefSeq names its product PMS1 homolog 1, mismatch repair system component (gene pms1). Gene Ontology annotation, cellular component: MutLalpha complex. Gene Ontology annotation, biological process: mismatch repair. Bases 127 to 2904 code for a protein of 925 amino acids. Gene Ontology annotation, molecular function: mismatched DNA binding; ATP-dependent DNA damage sensor activity; ATP hydrolysis activity. The record is from RefSeq and is a predicted model, not a curated record. The transcript has 14 exons. Lineage: Eukaryota; Metazoa; Chordata; Chondrichthyes; Lamniformes; Lamnidae.